AUGCUGUUGAAGAUGAAAUUCACCCAGCAGAGGCGGGUGCGUCUCGCCCAGGGCCUGUGGCUGCUGUCCUGGAUGGCAGUUUUGUGGGGGGCCUUCAUCUUUUGUCUCGGGGUUUACCUUAAGAUAGAGAUGCUCCGUAGAGCCGAGGUGAUGGACAACACAGAGAUCCACGUGGUGCCCAACAUCCUGAUGAUGGUGGGCCUGGCCUCCAUCGGCACCAACUGGGUGGCCAGUCGUGUCUGUCAGGACUCCUUGGACGCAACUCGUUUCCCCCGUUGGAAGGUUCUCCUGUUGGCCUGGUUUGCUGUAGCUGCACUGCUCAGUUGUCUGCUCCUCGCUGUUGUGGUGCUCAGCUACGCCCUGCAGGGAAGCCUGGAGGAAUCUCUGAAGGUGGGCCUGAGGAAUGGCAUUCGUUUCUACAAGGACACAGAUGUGCCAGGCCGCUGUUUUCAGAAAGAGACCAUCGAUCGUCUGCAGAUGGAGUUCCGUUGUUGUGGAAACAGCAACUUCAAGGACUGGUUUGAGGUUCAGUGGGUCAGCAACAGAUACCUGGACUUCACCUCCAAGGAUGUCAAGGAUCGUAUCCGGAGUAAUGUGGAUGGCCGUUACCUGUUGGAUGGUGUACCUUUCAGCUGCUGUAACCCAGCCUCCCCUCGCCCCUGCCUGCAGUACCAACUGACAGAUAACAGUGCCCACUACAACUACGAGUACCAAGCAGAGGAGCUCAACCUGUACAGCCGCGGCUGUAGGCAGGCUCUGAUCGACUACUACAUGGGCUUGAUGAAUUCAACUGGUCCUGGUGUGUUGUCAGUUAUCUUCGUACAGAUCUCGGUGCUUGUGAGCCUGCGGUACCUGCAGACGGCUGUGGAAGGAGCCAUGGCUCUGGAGGACCCAGAGGGCGACAGUGAGGGUUAUCUUCUGGAGAAGGGAGUGAAAGAAACCUUUGAGGAUGUCAAAGCCAAUGUCCUCAACAUGCUAAAGUUAGGGCAGGUUGAUCCCACCGAAGGGUCCCCUGAGGAUGCCGAGAAGGCUGCCUCCCCAUCUCCUGCCAGCUAG
Molecule: messenger RNA, 1056 nt
Organism: Seriola aureovittata
Lineage: Eukaryota; Metazoa; Chordata; Actinopteri; Carangiformes; Carangidae
Gene: rom1b
Product: retinal outer segment membrane protein 1b
Exons: 5
Coding region: 1-1056 (351 amino acids)
Biological process (GO): visual perception
Cellular component (GO): membrane
Source: RefSeq, a predicted model, not a curated record